GCGUGUCCCUUUUCCUCCCGGCCUCUCUCAGAUCAAGAUGCCCGGUGUCACAGUGAAAGACGUGAACCAGCAGGACUUUGUCAUAGCCCUCUCUGCUUUCCUUAAGAAGUCUGGGAAGCUGAAGGUGCCAGACUGGGUGGACAUCGUGAAGCUGGCCAAGCACAAGGAGCUGGCUCCCUCCGAUGAGAACUGGUACUACACUAGAGCAGCCUCCACGGUGAGGCACCUGUACCUGCGUGGGGGUGCAGGGGUUGGCUCCAUGACUAAGAUCUACGGGGGGCGCCAGCGGAAUGGCGUGUGCCCCAGCCACUUCAGCCGCGGCUCCAAGAGCGUGGCCCGCAGGGUGCUGCAGUCCCUGGAGGCCCUCAAGAUGGUCGAGAAGGACCCCAAUGGUGGCCGCAGACUGACCCCUCAGGGACAGAGAGACUUGGACAGAAUUGCGGGACAGGUAGCAGCUGCAAGCAAAAAACCUUAAGAUGUACAAAUAACAUUUGGAGAAAUAAAGCAAAUAAAUAAAAAAACACUGUUCACAA
Molecule: messenger RNA, 533 nt
Organism: Polyodon spathula (Mississippi paddlefish)
Lineage: Eukaryota; Metazoa; Chordata; Actinopteri; Acipenseriformes; Polyodontidae
Gene: rps19
Product: ribosomal protein S19
Exons: 6
Coding region: 38-475 (145 amino acids)
Biological process (GO): ribosomal small subunit assembly; translation
Cellular component (GO): cytosolic small ribosomal subunit; ribosome
Molecular function (GO): structural constituent of ribosome; RNA binding
Source: RefSeq, a predicted model, not a curated record